UUCGGUGUGAGGAGGAGGAGGAGGAGGAGGAGGAGGAGGAAGAGAAGGAUGUGAAGAUGGCGGAGCUGCAGAUGCUGCUGGAGGAGGAAAUCCCGGGGGGCCGCCGGGCCCUGUUCGAUAGUUACACCAACCUGGAGCGAGUGGCCGACUACUGCGAGAACAACUACAUCCAGUCAGCAGAUAAACAGCGAGCCCUAGAAGAAACCAAAGCCUAUACAACGCAGUCCUUAGCAAGUGUAGCCUAUCUGAUAAACACUUUGGCCAAUAAUGUCCUCCAAAUGUUGGAUAUCCAGGCAUCCCAGCUGCGUCGGAUGGAAUCUUCUAUCAACCACAUUUCCCAAAUUUUUUCCCACACUGAUGGGCAGCUAUCUGAGGUAGUGAUAUCCAGUACAAUCAACUCUCGAUUAUCUAUGACGGUUGAUAUUCAUAAAGAGAAAGUUGCAAGGAGAGAAAUUGGUAUUUUGACUACCAACAAAAAUACUUCCAGAACCCAUAAAAUUAUUGCUCCAGCCAACCUAGAACGACCAGUUCGUUACAUUAGAAAACCUAUUGACUAUACAAUUUUAGAUGAUAUUGGGCAUGGAGUAAAGUGGUUGCUUAGAUUUAAGGUGAGUACACAGAAUAUGAAGAUGGGUGGGCUGCCUCGUACAACACCACCUACUCAGAAACCACCCAGCCCACCAAUGUCAGGCAAAGGAACACUUGGGCGUCACUCCCCCUAUCGCACACUGGAGCCAGUGCGUCCUCCAGUGGUACCAAAUGAUUACGUACCUAGCCCAACACGUAAUAUGGCUCCCUCGCAGCAGAGCCCUGUGAGGACAGCUUCUGUGAAUCAAAGAAAUCGAACUUACAGCAGCAGUGGUAGUAGUGGAGGGAGCCAUCCGAGUAGCCGGAGCAGCAGUCGCGAGAACAGUGGAAGUGGUAGUGUGGGGGUUCCUAUAGCUGUCCCUACUCCAUCUCCUCCCAGUGUCUUUCCAGCCCCUGCUGGCUCAGCUGGCACUCCUCCCCUUCCUGCCACUUCUGCCCCUGCCCCUGCCCCUCUGGCUCCUGCUGCUGUCCCCUCUUCCACUGCCCCAGAUGGUGCUGCUGCGGGAGCUCAGCCCCUUGCUGAUGGCUUCACUUCUCCAACUCCCUCUGUUUCUUCCACUCCACCUACAGGUCACCCUGUUCAGUUCUACAGCAUGAACAGACCUGCUUCUCGGCAUACUCCCCCAACAAUAGGAGGCUCUUUGCCAUAUAGACGUCCUCCUUCUAUAACCUCACAGACAAGCCUUCAGAACCAGGUGAAUGGAGGACCUUUUUAUAGCCAGAAUCCAGCAUCUCUUGCUCCUCCUCCUCCAUCCAUCCUACAGGUAACUCCUCAGUUGCCUUUAAUGGGAUUUGUGGCCAGAGUCCAAGAAAAUAUUUCAGACACUCCUCCCCCUCCACCUCCUGCAGAAGAACCAGUCUUUGAUGAAUCCCCACCUCCACCUCCACCACCAGAAGAUUAUGAGGAGGAGGAGGCAGCUGUGGUAGAGUACAGCGAUCCCUAUGCUGAAGAGGAUCCUCCCUGGGCACCAAGGACCUAUUUAGAAAAAGUUGUUGCGAUUUAUGAUUACACAAAAGACAAAGAGGAUGAGCUCUCAUUUCAGGAAGGAGCUAUCAUUUAUGUCAUCAAGAAGAACGAUGAUGGUUGGUAUGAGGGAGUCAUGAAUGGAGUGACUGGGCUCUUCCCAGGGAAUUAUGUGGAGUCCAUCAUGCAUUAUUCUGAAUGAAGAUGGAUAAUGUUGUACCGGGAUGAAAAGGAACUGUUAGGGACUUUCUAGAUUUACACAAGGCUUUGGGGAAUACACUCAUGUGAACUCAUGGAUGAAGGAUAAGGAUAAUUGUAAUAAAACUACUUAUGUGUUUUGGCUCAAAAAUUAUAAAAAAGCAAGUUAGUGACCUAAGUAUGAACAAAUGGAUCUUCCGAUGGUUAGUAGUGGCUGUGCUGAGCUCUUUGAAGUAAAUAAGCUGACAUAUUCAUCUCUGGGUGUGUAGAGAAUGAAAUGAUCUAUAACUGAAACAAAGUCAAAGUAUGACUGAGGUAUGAUCUAGGAUCUUUCUCAGGAAUCCUGUCUAACCCAGAGUUUUUCUCCCUUGCUUUAGUGCUUGGCGUUAGAAAUGCCGAGAUGAUAAUAUCAUGGUGUUAACUUCAUGACCCAGUGAGCAUCUUAGUCACUUUUUUUCUUCCACCUGAAGAUGAAACAUCUGGAGAAUGUGUAUGAAAGUUCACAUAAAAAGCUUUCCAGGUCGUUACUUGUUUAAUGCAGUUAGAAUUUGCAGUUUUCUUAGCACUCUGUGGCGGAAGCAAGUGAAUGCAAAACUGAUUUUUUAUCUCAUUAUAACUGUCAGCCUGAAUCGUUUAGAUGAUGAAGUUUAGAAAGUGUUAGGGACUAACUGGUGCCACAAAUUUACUUUAGUGUUCUGAUGAAAACUACCUUGCCACCUGUGGCUUAUACAUCCAGACUACUUGUAACAAGGGUCAGUCAUCCCAUAGCACAGGGUAUAGUGAAAUGGAGAUUAUAUUUCCUUCAGGUUCUGAGGAUCAGGCCUGAAGAUUUUAAGUUAACAUUUGAAUGACAUAUAUGUUUUCAUUAGCAGUCAAGGUGAAAACUUUGUUCUGAACAUUAAAGCUUUGAGGAGAAAAACAUGACUUCAGAGCAGAUGUUUUCUUUUCAUUUUUCAGUAUGUAAAAAAAUCUUAUUAGUCUUAUUUGUAAAGAACAAGCAGUAUUUAGGUCUGUUGGCAAGUCUCCACAGUGGAAAUUAAAGGAGUGCUACUUUCUGUGAUCAUUAAAGACUAGCUUUUUCCUGUAUUACUAAGUUGCUUUCUCCUUAUACUCACAGAAAAUUUUAAAAAACAAAAAAGAACUAAGAACAAAAUCUUUGAUUCUCUUGUUCUCAAUUGGAAAAUAAGGUACCUGUUCCUAUUAAAGUAUUUUUUCACCUUAGAUUUAUCCAAGAUUAAAAUUGCAAUAAUGGAAUAAGCUUAGUAGGUCAAGUACUGGUGCUGCUAUGUUCGGUAAACCUUCUAGUGGAACUUCAACAGAGAUUGUAGCAGAAAUUAUUAACUCAUGUCCACAUGACAAAUAUAACUUUGGAGUUCAGCUCUCAGAUUUAGAAGAGCAAUAUAUUUUAACCUUCAUUUUUCCACAGAUUUAAGAAAUAUCUCCAAAGACCCAAAAUCCUUGUAGGGUAUGGUAAUCCUGAAUAAAAAUGAUCUACUAAGGGGACCACUUGAGUUCACCUUAUGCUAUUGACCCAGAUUCUAGAUACUCAGCCAAAAUUGAUUUAGGCCAGGUUAGGUCAGGGUGUGUGCACAGUGUUGAGAGGUCUUGUGCUAACAGAACAGCAAGGUUUAGUGUAUCUGAUUGACAGGUGGACAGGGUGUUAGCAUGGAGCUUUGACCACAAAGCUUCUUUAAAAUCUUAACUGAGGUCCAGCAAUAUGGUUCUUUUAUCAAAGACAAACAAACACAAACUCCACCCUGCCUCUUUUCCACAGUCAUUUAGUGAUCUUGUUUUCAGGUCUUCUAACAGCUGAGAGGCCUAUAUUAGUGAUUACCAGCUUACUCACCUGUGCCUGAGCACUUAUUAAGCAAAUUUGACCAAAAAUCUUUUUUUCCUCAACAUUAGUACUGGGUUAUCUCUUUGAGCCUUUUAUUUCCUUUUUAGAACCAGUCUGUGGCUGACUUAAGAUAAGCUAAGACUCUCUUUUACUGCCUGAAGUGGAUUGAUGUGCCUAGCCUCAUUUUUUGGGAGGGGGGAGGGAUGAGGUGGAGUGGUGGUGGUUAGUUAGUACUGGGUAUAUACCUUAGUUUAAAAAUAUGUUCCUUAAACUAUUUAUUCCCGGUAUCUACUCAUACCUGCUGGAUUUUCUGCUUCAGAGUGCUUUAGUGGGUUCGCAGACACAUUUUUGAAGUCCAAAAGGUAAUCUUGACAGCUCACCAAAUUCAGUUACAGAAACACAUGUCAGCUGAGCUACACUUUCAGAGAUAGAUAAGCUUAGGGUUUUCUCUAGGAAUGGAUUUUGCUUCUUGGACCAGUGCUUUCCUUGCUAUCUGCCGAUGACAUUUGUCAAGUUUUUCAUCUUGUAGCGUCACUGUGGAGGGAGUCCAUGGGUCAAUUGCUGCUGGUUUUUGCUCUAUUCAGUACUGAUGUGUAAAAAAAAAAAUUGUUGGAUUUCAUGCAUAUUUUUUAUUUUGUACAGUUUAAAAUUCUAUAGCUUGUCUAGGGAGGAUUCUAUGUGAUCAACACCCAGAGUAAUUGGAGAAUUUAAUGUAUGUAAUAUUUCAUAGACUGCAUGCUACUAAUAGUGAGGGUGCUGUUUCCAAUUUUACCAUUUGUAAGUUUUCCCCUUUUGUCCUAUUGAAAAAAGUAACUUUAAAAAAAGCUUGGAAAAACUUAAAAUUUGAGAAACAGCGCAGAAUGCUGCAGCAAAGAUGAUCCAAGUCCAAAAGCUACUGACCAGCCCUCAGCAACGUGGUCACUGGAGAUGAGGGGAAUGCUGUCAUGGUCCAUGAUGAAGUGCGUUCUAGGACCACAACCAAAACUAAACGCUUCCCUCUGGAAUCUUGUUUUCCUAGAUUAUAUUUUUACCUUCACCCUUUCUCUCCUCCCCCCCUCCCCCAUAGUAGCCCAGUAUUGCUGUUUCUCUUUUGGUAUUUCAUUUCCAUGGAGAUAUGAAUGAAAAUACACUUCCUUGUUCUAUGGCCUUAGGGUGAAGAUGACAUAAACUUUUAAAAAGUGCCAAUUGAGGAUGUUGCAAGGCUCAGCCUGCUGUUGGAUUGAUAAAGAUGAGCCUCCUCUUGUCUUGUUCAGCAGUGUUUUCCAUUGCUUGACUGUUUUCUUUCUACUUCUCUCAGUGGUCCUUGUUUCUGGCAAUUUAAGUUAGGGUAAGCAGGCAGCUGGUAUUGAUGCCAUGCUUCUGAGGGACUGAUUCUGUCACCAGGCAGAAGGAAGUAUCCCUGCCCCCUUCUGAUUUUGUUUAAUAAUUUAUCAGUUUCAUUCAUCCUUAUAAUGAUAGUAUUCAUGUAGCUGUGGUAGUAAUUUUUCAGUUAUUUCAUCAGUGGCUUACUACUUCCUGAAAAAAGAAAGCAACUUAAUGAGAUUUUUUUAGUUCUGGCGAGGUAGGAGAUUGUAUACUUUGUGUUUUAAACUUUUUAUUAUUCCAACACUUGCCUUCACAUUAGAAUACCUCUCCUAUUGUCCUUAACCACAUAUUUCUCUAGUGGAGAGAGCAUGUUGUGUCCUGAGCCUCACCAUGACACUAAAAACAGCCUUAUGUAGGGGGUAGCAGGCAAUCUCUAAGUAUUUAGGAAGGUAGGCAUUUAAUUUCCAUCAGUUUACACUUAAUUCACUGGCUGGGAAUUCCACCUUUACUGGUGUUAAGAGGGGGGAACAUCCCCAAAUGGGUUUACUUAGAUUCAUAAAAAUUAUUAGAGCCAGAAGGGACCUUAGGUCAUCUAGUUCAGCCCCCUCCUUUGACAGAUGGGGAAACUGAGGCCCAGGGACAUUAAGUGACUUGCUCAAGGUCCCACAGCUAGUUAGUGGUAGAGCCAGGACUAGAAUCAUGCCACCCAGUCCACUGGUCUUUCCACUAUACCAUGCUGUUUUGAUUAAAUAUGCUAUGUUUUCCUUUAAAACUGUGAGAACAUUGGAGUUCCACUUGAUGUCUUUAGGAAGAUACUUGAAAAAAGUAUGGCCAUGUUUUGAUAAAUGCCAUUAGAGUAUUAUUCAUAGUUCCUCUUUGAAUUAAUAAAUCAGUGUGCUGAGUGCAACCUUCAUUAGCAAGAUGGGAAUUUUAAAAAAUGGUACUUCAAUGUGAAUUGCUAUUUCGUACAACUAGUCUUCUCUCCUUGACAAGGCAUAUGUUGCAAACACGUUUUAUAUGGUAUUUUAGCAGUGGGAGGUGCACUGCACAGCAGUCUUAUAAGAAAGGCUUAUAAGGAGCCAUCCACUAAAGAGAUAUUGUGCUUGAUAGCUGAAGUUUAUUUUCUGCUAAUAUUUGCUCCUAUUUCUUAUUGAAACUUAUACAAUGGUAUGAAAAUUGACAAAUAUGACAGGGCCAACCUGUGUACAAAUGGAUUAUUUACACAAAUAAACCUUGCUAAAUAUCUUGAAACAUUUUUGUAAAAAAUAAAUAAAACACACAAAAGUGCUUAUUUUCACAUUAAAAUGGAAGUGUCUUUUGCAACUUCAGAAUUCUAUGGAAUAGCAGUUUCUACCAUACCUUGUGUCCAUGUACAUUUUUAAGAAACAACAGAAAAAUAUGGUUUACAAAUAGGAUGGCUGUGAUUUGUGCUCUGGCAGUGCUAACUAAUCCAAUUGAUGUACUCUUAGCUCCCAGAGAGAAGGUAGUUGGUGGCAGUGAGACAUUAUAAAUCAUGGAGGACUCUGGGGAGCAGCUUGUCUGCUACAAGUAAUGUUUAGUGUAUGUGUGCCAUUAAGCUGCCUCCAAAUGAGUGGGGAACAUCGAUCUUUUACAUUUUUUUUAGAUUGUACUUGGAAUUAACUGUUGCUGUGUAUUAAGAACUUGUUUUAAGUCCUAAAUAAAAACCCACAAAGCACAUA
Trichosurus vulpecula (common brushtail) is the source of this 6592-nucleotide messenger RNA. It is a transcript of the gene ABI2, whose product is annotated as abl interactor 2. The record is from RefSeq and is a predicted model, not a curated record. Lineage: Eukaryota; Metazoa; Chordata; Mammalia; Diprotodontia; Phalangeridae. Gene Ontology annotation, molecular function: SH3 domain binding. Gene Ontology annotation, cellular component: lamellipodium. Bases 57 to 1754 code for a protein of 565 amino acids. The transcript has 13 exons.